AUGUUCACAGAGAGAGGAGGUGGAGGCUUCGCAAAGUUUCCAACAGGAGCAGGAGAUUUCUCUUCCAAUUUUAUGAGAAAGUUUCCACGAGAUUUCUUGGAAAGAACAAUUCACAAUCUUUCGGAUGAGGUAGAGCUAAAGGUGUUAUGGGGAAGUUCUUGGAUGAUCCCACUUGUUCGGAACGAGAGAGGAGAUGUUUUCUUUGAGAAGCAAAAGUGGUGUGAAUUUGUGGAUGAUAACUAUUUAACACAAGAUAAUGCUUUGGUUUUCACACAUGAAAGAGAUAAUUAUCUCGAUGUGACCAUCUUUAAUGAAGAUGGUAUUCAGAUUAUAGAAGCUCCUCAACCUCGAAGCUGUUGCACCAGUCCUGGCGAUUCCCUCUAA
This is a messenger RNA of Arabis nemorensis, 384 nucleotides long. Lineage: Eukaryota; Viridiplantae; Streptophyta; Magnoliopsida; Brassicales; Brassicaceae. The record is from the annotation of a GenBank genome assembly.